Molecule: messenger RNA, 4665 nt
Organism: Phaedon cochleariae (mustard beetle)
Lineage: Eukaryota; Metazoa; Arthropoda; Insecta; Coleoptera; Chrysomelidae
Source: the annotation of a GenBank genome assembly
GACUGGUACUUAUCAAUUCAAAAUGUUCGUAGAUAAUUUUAUUAUAAAAUUGAUAAACGAAAAUUGAAUUAUCAGCCUUGACUAUAAAGGGCAAAGUGCGUACACGAUUUAUCUUCAUCAUUACCAUAACCUAAAUCAGGGUUUCACCAGAAAAGAAUCACACCAAUCAAUAAUUUUGUAAUAAUUUGUGUAGGUAUUCACACCACUACUUGUCCCUGGAUGAAUACAAUUUUUCCACCUAACAAUCUUUUCAUUCUUCUGGGUAAAAAUAGAUUCCAAGAUGACUAACAGUGAAUUGCGUAAACGAAAGAAUAAACAGCACAAUGAGGGCCAAAGUAAGUCAAAUAAUCGAAAGCGUAAAGAUAAGACUGUUUCUUCAAUGCAUACAUCACUUCUGUGUUUGAUCCUGAGUGGCACAAUUCUAACAUUAUUUAUAGUUUUAUACACAGAUCAGAUUCCAUGGUAUAUAGGCCAUAGAGCUGUAGACACUAUUGCAAAGCAAUUUGGCUACCACAAACCUGUACAUGCAGUAGUAAUUGAUGCAGGAAGUACUGGUUCACGAGUGCUUGCUUUCACCUUCCAUGAGUCUUAUUUUGGAGGGCACCUAGUUCUGGAUAAAGAGCUUUUCAGUUAUACUAAGCCUGGACUCUCAUCUUUUGCCAAAGAACCACAAAAGGGGGCGGCGACGAUAGCCAACCUUCUGGAAGAGGCGAAAAAUGAGAUCCCCGAGGAGUAUUGGCCCACGACGCCUCUCAUCCUGAAGGCCACCGCCGGCCUGAGGAUGCUGCCGAAGCCGGAACAGGCCGAGAGACUGCUCGAUAGCGUCGGGCAGGUGUUCAGGAACACGCCCUUCUUGACGAGGGAAGAUUCCAUUGAGAUCAUGAACGGCACCGAUGAAGGGAUAUUCUCUUGGUUCACUGUCAAUUUCCUCUUAGAAAAACUGAACGGCGACCCGACGUCGACCGUGGCCGCUCUCGACCUUGGCGGCGGAUCCACGCAAGUCACCUUCUACGCCGUGACGCCGGCCAGUCUGAAGGAAACGCAGCGCAUCCACCAGGCAGUGUCGCCGCGUGGCCCCAUUCCCGUCUACACGCACAGCUUCGCCGGUCUGGGCCUGAUGGCGGCCCGUCACGCCGUGGUGACGCUGGGCCAGGGGCGGGAUAAGAACGUGACGAGCGCGUGCGUGAAUCCGAUAGUGAGGGGCAGGAAGUUUAGCUAUCACGGUACCGACUAUUUCGUUUCGGGUCUCCAAGAAAACUAUCCUACUUCGCACAACAAAGGCAGCGAGACCGAAGUAGGCGAGACAGUUCCCAUCGUCAAUUUCCAAGAGUGUUCCCGAAUCGUCGCCGAUUACGUGAGCAGCAAAGCCAAGCCGCCGGAAGAACUACCGCUGAAAACGAUUUUCGCCUUCAGUUUUUAUUUCGACAGGGCCACCGAAGUCGGUUUGAUAGAUGAGUCAACAGGAGGACAAAUCAAAAUCAAGGACUUCAAGAAUACUGCAAAGAAGGUGUGUCAUGAAGCGAAUGCUGACCAACCGUUUAUGUGUCUUGAUCUCACGAUCAUCUCUGUCCUAUUAGAACAGGGUUUCGGACUAAAUGAAAACACCAAGAUUUUCCUGUAUAAGAAAAUCAAUGGUCAUGAAAUCAGCUGGGCUCUUGGAGCAGCAUAUGAUCUGUUGAGGAGAUAAUCCAGAAUUUUUAAAAUUGUUGAAUAGUUUCGGGUUUUACUGCACUUUUUUGUAUCUGUCCAUCAAUUUUUUUCUGGAUAGGUUCAUACUAUGAAACCUAUAUAUUCCAAUUCUAGAGAAGAAUUAUACUUUUCUACAUUGCAUGUAAUUAAUCUCUAAUUCUGUUUUCGGCUCAAUCUGGAAUUUGUUAAACAGAUUCACACGUAUUUCUCACUACUGUACCGAACGGGGUACUUAUUCAUCUUGUGAGAAUAAUCAACACAAUUAUAUCUAUGGACCGGAUUUUUUUCGCGUUUUUUUCAUAUAUUACUUUCAAUAUGUGACGACGAAAUAGGUACAACGAUUUGUGUGGAAUAGUACCGCACGAUGUUUGGAAUAAUAAACACUUGAGGCUACUGAUUAAACCCACUUGUAAAUGUAAAUUUUGACAGCGUUAUGCAUGAUUUUCUUGGCUACCUGUCAAAUUCAAGGAAACUUCAUGAAACCUGUCACUGAUCAAAAUAGACAUGCCUCAGCUCCAAUUUGCGGCCUCAUUAAAUGCCUGCGUAUACGUUUUAGUGUUGCCUUUACGGUACAUAAUAUUAUCUACUAUUUUUUUGAGGUUGCAAUGGUAAUAUCUGAUAAUUGAUGGGAUGUUCAUUGGUGGCUAAGCAUUUGACGUUUUGAUUCUGUUGUUAAGUGCCUACCUAUAAUUUUCAAUAAGUUUUUGCAUAGAGUCUUGCGUUUGAAAUAACAUAUUCCAUGCCCCUACUACAAAUAAUUAUGACAACUUUUGGAUAUUUGCCAUUUUUUUCAUAAUUUACUUGAAGAACGAGAAGGAGAUGUUCGUUUCAUAUACCUUAUAGAUUCUAGAAGAGGGAAUGAGAUCGUUUCGUUUGGUUAGACAUCUGUUUUCGCUAAAUCAUUGAUAUAUAACCAUCGACCGUGUUUUUGUGAUUUUAUCGAUAUAAAAACACAUAUCAAGAACCACUACGACCUCAGUCAUUUCCUAAUUGAAUGUCCAAUUCGAAAUUGGAUGGACAAUAUUUAGCUCAACACGUAGACAUACCUACAUAUAUCUUAAUUUCCACUACCCGCAGGUUCCAUCUAUCCAUAUUAUAGUGGUUUCUAAUAUUGAAAACAGUGUGAAAUAUACCAAUAGAGAAGAAUCUUCAACAUUGAUUGAUUGCCACGUGAGAGAUAUGUAUAUCCAAGAAUACAUCCGUAUCUCUUUAACAUUUGUUUAAAGAAAUGACGAAUCAACCCUUAAGCUUACUGUGUCCUCAAAUGGGGACAGUCUAUUCUAUUAUGAUUUUUGAGAAGCUAUGAUUGUUUCCACUGUAAUCUCAUAGCAAACUACUAAUCAUUUUAGUGUUUGAUAAAUGGCCAGAAGUCCUCAAACUGAUGAAGAGCUCUUGUAGUUGACUGAAGGAAGGUUUCUAGAUGGAAUAUUAUAUAUCUGAUGCGAUUGCAUAAUAUUUUGUGUGAUGUAAAGUUCAGAUAAUUCUCACAUCAUUGGCUCACACUAGAGUGAGUAUAUUGAAUAGAGUGGCGACAAUAGUCCUCAAGAUGACUGCCGUUUCCGGAAUAUCAUUCGUGGUCAAGUCAUUGAAUAGCUGAAAAUCGGAAGGGUAUCUCACAUGCAGUAAUGAAUUUGCGCCUUCGAAGUGCCCACCUGAUGUUAGGUUUGAUAUUUGAUAUUUUCAUUUCAUCAUCUAAAUAAUCUGAGACUGAGUCCCAUAUCCGUAUAGAGUGUCAUGUCUCAUUGUUGGAUUUUUUGUGCCCAAAGAGCAAGAUACAGUGACAAAGCGUUGACAAUGUGAAAUAGAAUACGUAGAAUUGAAUGGAGAAACCAAGACAUUCGGAUGCACCUCCAUAUUAGAGGUUUGACCAAUCAAAGAGUGCAUCACUAUUGUCGCCACUUUGUUUUAUAAAGCCACUCUAGCCCACACUAUCCACAUUUGUAGACAAAAGCUCUUAGACCCAAAGGGUCAUUGCGAAUUUAAGCAUGAUCAUAUCAAACAUUGAAAAAAAAUCAUAGGUACUGUAUACAAAUUAUCAGCUUUUCAUCUUCAAAGCUAUUAAUUCGUGAGCGAGAUGUAAGAACGAUCACGUGUUACUCAAUAAUUCUGAAGGCACGUUUUAGUUUUAUGAAAGUGAAAAACAAAGAGAGCAAAGGAAAAAUAAAUGCUAGCAUAGUACCAUAAUAACCAUGCUGUUUUUAGAUGCUAAACAAAUUAUUGUUAUCAACAAAUAAUUCAAAGUGAGAAUGAAUAGUUUGAUAUUUUAUGAAAACAGUAAAAAAACUACUGGCAGUACAUAUGUGCACUUUUAUUGAUUUCAUUUGUCCUUUCUAGACAAACCAAUAACAACAAUAAUAAUGUGUUAUUCAUGCUUGUGUCUCGUACAUUUAGAAGCUAUUAGCACAACAAGCAGUCAAUUAUAGUAAUAAUCAGUGGUGCAAUAAUUAUGCCAGAUCAUGUUGAUUUCCGUUGUGCCGGUAUGAGAUCUGAAUGGUUCCGAUGAUAUAUACUUUGGUAGCCUACAGGGUUAUCCUAAUUAUUUAGUGUCCAACCAUUGGUAACUUUGUUAUUAUCAAAGAUACGACAACAUUGUUUAAAUAAGCAAACUUGCAGUAUUUUCAACGCACCUUGAGUAUAAAACAAUCGAACAGAUACAUCACAUUUUUGAAAACAAUUUUUUAAUUCUGAUCAAAACUAACAAAAGACCAAUACACACUAUCAUUGCAAACUGAAUUGUCCUGAGGUGGCGUAUGGAGUUAGGAAUUAUGUCUGCACAGAACACACCAUUCAGAACACUUUGGGCUGAAGCACCUCUCGUAAGGUCGUUGGUAUAUACAUACAUACAUACAUACUAACGAAUUACAUAUACUACUAACAUGAACCAAGUGACACUGGUCAUUGUCUAUAUAUAAAAGUUUUAAUGGGCUGGAUCUUUUCCAUGGUAAGUUGCCCCAUCAUUGAAAAGCAGCAUGUUAU